AGAAACAAACCGAAACUGAAACGCAAAAAAGCAAAGCAAACCAAAAGAAAACUGUGUUGAGACAGAAAACAAAACAGCAACUGAGUUCAGAAGAGAGAAUUCAUAUUCAUAUCAACUUGUAGUAUAUAUAUAUAUUUUCUCUCUGUGGAUUAUUAGGUACUUGUUUGAAUCUUGAUCGUCACACAUAACCACCACAACUACAAUGGCGACUGAAACCGCUGCUGCCAAAGACGCUUCGUCUUCUUCGAGUUCGGCGGCGGCGGCGGCGGAAUCGUACAUAGGAAGCUUCAUAAGCCUGAUUUCCAAGUCCGAUAUUCGCUACGAAGGACUCCUCUCCUUCCUCAACGUCAACGAUUCCACCAUUGGCCUCAACAACGUUAGGUCUUUUGGAACAGAGGGGCGAAGGAAAGACAGCCCGCAAAUUCCACCAGGUGAUAAGGUGUAUGAAUACAUUCUUUUCCGAGCAAGUGACAUUAAAGACUUGCAAGUUAAAGCCUCCCCACCUGUCCAAACAGAAGAGCAGAUUCACAAUGAUCCUGCUAUCAUCCAGUCGCACUAUGCUGGGGUGCAUUUGAAUUCUCCACCUUUUGCUUCUGUUGGUGGUAAAACCUUGACAGAAUCAACUCGAUGGCAAGAUACCCCUGCUUUGACGAGCAGAACCUAUACUGGAGUUCUGCCUUCAUAUCAAUCUGUAUCCCAACCUGCUACACAACUUGUUGGUUCUCCAUCUUCUUCUAUGCCAAUGUAUUGGCAAGGGUACAAUGGAACAUCGGGUGGUAUAUCUCAUGCUUCACAGCAACCUAUUCCUUUUCAACCCCCAUCAACUGGAUCAUUUCCCUUGACAAUGCAGGGUCAGUGGCAGACUCCUGAAAUUCAGACACCUACAACCCUGAGCUUGCCGAAUACAUCAGAAUUUGGUAGCCCUGUAUCUUCAUAUAUUGCUUCUGCUUCUGUACAUCCAAAAUACUUACCCUCUACUAGUCCAGUACAGUCUUCUACUUCUCUUGAUAUUCCGUCCUUCUUGUCCACAAAAUCAUCCUUACCACAUUCUGAAUCUUUAACUGCUAACAGAUCAACUGUGUCUUCAUUUCCUUUGUCUCGUGAAGACUUAAACACCAGUGAAAACCAAAUUGUUGGUAAAGCUGUGUCUGACUCACAAUUGGUUCUCCCUGUCCAGUCCAUGUCUUAUCCAUCUUCAUUUGCGGAUUCUUCAGGCCCCUUGCUAACACCUCCUCCACCAUUGUUAACUCCAGAUCAGUUAGCACAGUCUAGACCACAUGCGCUUUCUUCCAUGCAGAAACUCUACCCUGUUCAGACUGAUAUGAGUGCUCCAAUUCCGACAUCAUCUUAUUCUUCAUCAUCAUUUUCUAUUCCAGUAUCUCAAGCACCUCUUUUGCCAUUGCCAACUUCUACAAGACAGCCUCAGUAUUUGGCUACACAAUUCACAGAAGAGUUCGAUUUUACAGCCAUGAAUGAAAAGUUUAAAAAAGAUGAAGUAUGGGGUUAUCUUGGAAAGGGUAAGGAUAAAACAGGGGGAGUUCAGGGCUUUACAACUGGUCAAAGCUUGGGGGACAGAGAAGGUCAUGGCUUAAUACCUAAUCCCAAGCCUGCAUAUGAUAAGGAUGAGUUCUUUGACACAAUUUCUUGUAAUUCGCUUGCCCGUGGUGCAAGGAAUGGACAGAACAGGUUCUCUGAGCGAAUCAAGCAGGAUACUGAGACAUUUGGCAAUAUCCAACAGAGACCUAAUCUAGGUUAUGGUGGUUAUGCUGCUGGACAUGGUGACAAUUACCGGAGCUCAUAUAACUGGGGAAGGGGACAUGGUUAUGGUGGAAGGAGGCACGGUGAUAACAUGCCUUUCUAAUGGUAUCUGGACCUCAAUUUUAUUCAAAGGUCCAUGGUUGCUUCUAUCCAACAUGGUUCUGUCUGUCAGUCAGUCCCUUUUCUUUUAUAAACCUCAUUGCUGUCCAUUGGCUUUAUAAGCAAUGAAUCUCAAGGUAAAUGAUGUGAGCAUCUUAUAUUGGGGUUUUCAUUUUGAGAGACUUGGUAGGAACUAUCAGUAUUAGCAAUUAUUGCUGGUUCAUGUUAUUUUUAUGCCCAUGAGCUGGCCUCUCACAUUUUUCUUUUUUAAUCAAUGUUAUCAAUGAACAAAUUGGUCAUGGAGGAAAUCACACGCUGAAAUAGUUAUACUAACCCUAACCCUUUGUUUUCCUCUA
Messenger RNA from Quercus robur (English oak), 2213 nucleotides. RefSeq names its product decapping 5-like protein. The transcript has 7 exons. Gene Ontology annotation, cellular component: P-body. NCBI's taxonomy places the organism in Eukaryota, Viridiplantae, Streptophyta, Magnoliopsida, Fagales, Fagaceae. Gene Ontology annotation, molecular function: mRNA binding. Gene Ontology annotation, biological process: P-body assembly; cytoplasmic stress granule assembly. The record is from RefSeq and is a predicted model, not a curated record. The coding region runs from base 203 to 1861 and encodes 552 amino acids.